UCAGCUGCUCCAAAAGCAUCCUCCCUCCCUCCUCCAGUCGCUCUCUCUUUCUCUCUCUCUCGCUCGCUCUUUCUCUCUACCCCCACCACAGAUGAGAACAGGUCCCCACAGAGGAUGCCAGCAUCUCAUUGGUUGAGAUAUCACAGGAGUGGAUGGGAACAGGAGAGAGAGAGAGAGAAGCAAGGAAGAGAGAAAGCUCAAGAAGAUACAACUAAACCGCCACAGCAUCCCGACACAGCACUGAGCCGAGGGAUGCACGAGGUGCAGACACAUGCACUGUCAUUGUUGUCUUACAGAUUUUCGGUCUUCCUAAUGAUGGAAAACACACUGGACUUAAAGGAUAACUUUCUCCACAUUGCUGCUGGAACGAGCUCUCCAGGUGAAAGGUGCAGGCAAGCAACAGCUGGGUUGACUGAUGUGGAGCUUUUUGGAUCUCAGCAUCACCUGCACUCGUCCCUCCUCGUUGACUGAGCUGCUGCUAGCGAUUACUCCUCUUAAUUUCCACUGAGCUACACUACCCACACCUGAACCCCUGUAUUUGUUGGGGCGAGCUAUUUUAGUCUUCACAGUCUGCACUAUUGUCUUUGAGAGAGGUGUCGCUUGGAGAAGGGUGGCUGUAGAUGUGGGUGCCCGCGACCUGCACUGGACUGUCACCCUCAAAGUGUCCUCCUGCACCCACUGAGAGCCCCUGGAAGCCACCUGCUGUGCCUCUGGGAUGGUGUGACCUCCAGCCAGCUGUUGGCCGUCCCACGUCUCGGUCAAGAUGCCGGUGAUGAAGGGCCUGCUGGCCCCACAGAACACCUUUCUGGACACCAUCGCGACACGCUUCGAUGGCACCCAUAGUAACUUCCUGUUGGGUAACGCCCAGGGCCACCGUGGCUACCCCAUUGUCUACUGCUCAGAUGGCUUCUGUGAACUAACAGGCUUCACAAGAACUGAGGUGAUGCAGAAGAACUGCAGCUGCCGCUUCCUGUACGGGACUGACACCAGCGAGCACGUGGCCCAGCAGAUGGUGAAGGCUCUGGAGGGCCGAGAGGAGUACCAGGCCGAGGUCCACUUCUACAAGAAGAAUGGUGUGGCUUUCUGGUGUCUCUUAGACAUUGUGCCCAUUAAGAACGAGAAGGGCGAAAUGGUCCUCUUCCUCUUCUCAUUCAAGGACAUCACUGACACCCAUGGAAAGGGCCACCACAGCAGCAAGAAGGAGGGUUCAGAAGACAAGAGGCACAGGAGGAAGAGCGGCUCUCACUUCAGCGAGGCCAGGAAGCGUGGACGCACCAUGUUGUACCAGCUCACCAGCCAGUUUUCAAGAGGAGGCAAAAGAGAGGUCAACCUGGGUGGCAACAUUAUUGACAAGCCUUCAAUACCGGAGUACAAGGUGGCAGCAGUGCAGAAGUCACGCUUCAUUCUGCUCCACUACAGUGUGUCCAAAGCCCUGUGGGACUGGCUCAUUCUGUUGGCCACCUUCUACGUGGCUGUCACUGUGCCCUACAAUGUCAGCUUCACGCCAUACGACGACACCGUCACAGCCGCACGCUCCACAAUUGUCAGCGACAUUGUUGUGGAAAUGCUCUUUAUUUUAGAUAUUAUCCUGAACUUCCGCACCACCUAUGUGAGCCAGUCAGGGCAGGUGGUGUACGAGUCACGCUCCAUUUGCAUUCAUUAUGCCACCACGUGGUUCUUUGUGGACCUGGUGGCUGCCCUGCCCUUUGACCUGCUGUAUGCCUUCAACAUCACAGUGACCUCCUUGGUCCACCUGCUCAAGACUGUACGCCUGCUGCGUCUCCUUCGACUACUUCAGAAGCUGGAUCGCUACUCCCAGUACAGCGCCAUGGUGCUGACCUUACUGAUGUCUGUGUUUGCCCUUCUGGCACACUGGAUGGCCUGUAUCUGGUACAUGAUUGGACGUAAGGAGAUAGAGACCAAUGAGAACUGGGAGAUUGGGUGGCUCCAUGAGUUGGGCAAACGUCUGGAGACACCCUACAUUAACAGCACGGUGGGCGGCCCGACAGUGCGCAGCUCCUACAUCGCUGCCCUUUACUUCACCCUCAGCAGCCUGACCAGUGUGGGCUUUGGCAAUGUGUGUGCCAACACCGAUGCUGAGAAGAUCUUCUCCAUCUGCACUAUGCUCGUCGGCGCGCUGAUGCAUGCCCUGGUGUUCGGUAACGUGACCGCCAUCAUCCAGCGUAUGUACUCACGACGCUCUCUCUACCACACACGCAUGAAGGACCUGAAGGACUUCAUCCGUGUCCACCGUCUGCCCCAGCAGCUCAAACAACGCAUGCUGGAGUACUUCCAGACCACAUGGUCUGUCAACAAUGGUAUAGAUGCCAACGAGCUCCUGCACGACUUCCCAGAUGAGCUGCGGGCCGACAUCGCCAUGCAUCUGAAUAAGGACAUCCUCCAGCUGCCGGUCUUUAAGGGGGCCAGUCGUGGCUGCCUGCGCUCGCUCUCCCUCCAUAUAAAAACCUCCUUCUGCGUCCCUGGAGAGUACCUCAUCCGUCAGGGCGAUGCGCUGCAUGCCAGCUACUUUGUCUGCUCCGGGUCUCUGGAGGUCCUGAAAGACAAUAUGGUGCUGGCAAUAUUAGGAAAAGGGGACCUCAUUGGGUCUGACCUGCCUGGAACAGACCAGGUGAUAAAGACCAAUGCUGACGUGAAGGCCCUGACCUAUUGUGACCUCCAGUACAUCAGUGUGCGUGGCCUGAGGGAGGUGCUGGAACUCUACCCCGAGUAUGCCAGUGUGUUCGCCUCCGACAUCCACAAUAACCUCACCUACAACCUGCGUGAGGGCAGCCAGGAUGAGGGCCACAGCAGGUUGUCAAGGUCACCCAGGCUUUCCCUUGAACCCAGGCUCCCCUCCAUCGUGGAAACAAAGGGGGAUAACCCUGACGACUCCUUCCAUCUCUCUCCAGCAACUCGCUCCCGUCGCAACCUCCUGCUGCCCAGCUUCAGCAGCCCAGUUCGCCGUACCUCUUUGGGUAACCUCCUGGGGGAUGAGCUGCGGCAGUUCAACGCCCUGCGACGUUGCCGUUCACCAAACCUCAGCCGUGGGAUCCACGGGCCGAGCUCGUCCCCUCAGCCACCAUCAAAAAGAGAGCACAGCGGCCCUGCAGCCGCUCCAGCCUCACCUUCAGCCCAGAGAGAGUCAGGGGCUGAGCAAAAGCCUGCAAAGCUGCUUAUCCCAACUGUCACCUGCUUUGGACCCCCAGAUCUUAGUCCCAGGGUUGUAGACGGCAUCGAAGACAAUGGACACACGUUCCAUUUCAAUGUGGAGCACAGCGGGCCUAAAGCCAGCACAGGAGGCGGCACCCAAGACUCCACACAGGCUAAUGCCGCUCUCCUGCUGGAGACAGAGGAGGUCAGACAGAGUAUCAGUCAACUCAACCACAAGAUGGGCACAUUAAACCAGGAAGUAUCUGAGCUCACCAAGGGCCUGCACCACAUGAUGCACCUCCUUCAGGCCCACUUAUCAGUGCAUCACUACAAAUCUUCAAUCCCUGCAUACCCGUAUGGCAUCCAAAUGGUGUCCAGCCCUCCCAUAGGCCACAACACUGACCCAUCUUUCAAUCUAGCCUCAACGUACCAUGUCCACAACGAUUCUGCAAAUCAUGAAGGCUACAGCCGCCAAAACACCCCACCCGCUGGACACUGGGGCUACAGUGCAGCUGCUGAAGCACAAACAGAGAACCACCACCGACCUCAAUCCUCUAGUCCACCUGCUAACUCUUGUCCAUCGCCCUCUGUAAACUCCCCACCACAAUUAGCUCCCUGUCAUGGCUCUGAGAGCGUGACCACACAUCAGUGGACCAGUUCAUCUCUUCUUACUGUCAGCCCAGGCUUUCAGAGUGGAAGUCCAGGCCAUGCACCCCAUACCGGGCAUAAGGACUUUGACAACAAACCUCUCAGUGCUAGUCCAACUACCAUCAGCCAGUCCCAGCCCACUUUGUGCCUGCAGCCUCCCAGUGAGAGUGAUGAAUAUUCUUGCCUUUUGUCCAGUGCCCUUACAGGUACGUCCACACACAGCCUGCUGGACUCAUCCCCCGGUUCUUACCCUCAUCUCUGCCUGCCUUCUGAGUCCCAUCUGAACUUAUCACAAGCCACACAUGAGGACAUUUGUGUUUUGAUGUCCACCCCGGCUUCACAUAAUCUCAUGCAGGAUACCUCCAUCUUCCAAAUUGAGGACUCACACCCCACAAUCCACCCUGUGUCUGCCUCCCUACCCACACUACCAGUCCAAAUUUGUGGCUCUUCACUGGAUUCAGGAUCACCUAGAACAGAUGCUCUCGAGCCCCACCUUCCACUGGGCGACCCAUCCGCCAUAGAACACACCAGUCUGGAGUGCCUACUGGGGAACAGGGGCUCUAUGGAGAGCAGGGACAGUGAAAGUGCAUCAUCGCGAAGGUCCAGCAUUGGGGUCCAGACCCAGAGCACAGAGCAGUCGUGGUGUCUGGACCUCACAGACUGAACUGUUUCAGGGACAGAUUCGCCGACUGGAGUGACAGAGUUAUUAACGAGUUAUAAAGUUGUUAACAUGCAACUUCUGACAGUGUUUAAAGAGAACCUGCUGGAGAUUGUCAAUAUGUGCUCUAUUUACACCCUGUUAAUGUCUAGCCUCUCAUAUUUGUCAAACUAUGACACCAUUUCUAUGCAAAAGCAUGUCAUUUGUGCAUUAUCUUGGCUUUACUGAAGUGUGUCUUUUAAACAACAGUUGCACAACAGUGGGUUCCAGUAUAUACUGUAUAUUUUUCCAGCACCUUCACACCAAUUUGCAGUUGAUAAUACCUGUUACCUCCUUGCAUGGUAAAGUUGUUUAUUCUUUUUCCUAAGGAAAAGGUUUCCAAAUCAAUGUGUACGCAUUUUACAUGACAUGAUUGUGUACACAGAUACUGUAUUUGUAUGGCACACAGGUUGGUUGGAUGAUUUAACAUAGUGAGGAACAGAAAUGACACAUGGAUCACCUUAGAUAUGGGGAAUAGAAUAUGUGUAUCACACAGCAUAGAUUGUUUAUUGUUUUAAACUGAAUGUUUUUCUUAAUUCAACAUUUUUAUUUGUGAGCUCUCUGACAACAAACAUUUAAUAUCCAAAGAUUCUUCAAGAGAUGUGAAUAAACUUCCUAAUUUUCCUUCAUCAAGGCAUUAAGGAUAGUGCUGUGAAAUAGCAUGAAAAAUUCUUUCUCAAGGAUCUACAGCUCUUUAAAGAUAACAUAGCUACUGAUAAACGUAAAUGUUGUUGAAAUGUUGAAGAUUGUCACUAAUUAAAAAUUACGAAUGCCUUCUUGGGGGGGAGAAAAAACAGUAACUCAUGAUACUCGUAACAUAUUCAGAGCACUCAAGAACUUUGUUCUUUUGGAAUGAUUUCUUCUUGGCUGACAAAAUAAAGUAUGCAGAAAUGUAUGACUGUGUCCUUUACUGUGCUGUCAGGCCCACACUUAAUGUUAGCCUACAUAAUAUUUC
Molecule: messenger RNA, 5450 nt
Organism: Scatophagus argus
Lineage: Eukaryota; Metazoa; Chordata; Actinopteri; Scatophagidae
Product: potassium voltage-gated channel subfamily H member 4-like
Exons: 16
Coding region: 764-4462 (1232 amino acids)
Biological process (GO): regulation of membrane potential; potassium ion transmembrane transport
Cellular component (GO): membrane
Molecular function (GO): voltage-gated potassium channel activity
Source: RefSeq, a predicted model, not a curated record